Messenger RNA from Pocillopora damicornis (cauliflower coral), 2518 nucleotides. Its product is annotated as cysteine--tRNA ligase, cytoplasmic. The record is from RefSeq and is a predicted model, not a curated record. Gene Ontology annotation, molecular function: ATP binding; cysteine-tRNA ligase activity. Gene Ontology annotation, cellular component: cytoplasm. NCBI's taxonomy places the organism in Eukaryota, Metazoa, Cnidaria, Anthozoa, Scleractinia, Pocilloporidae. Gene Ontology annotation, biological process: cysteinyl-tRNA aminoacylation.
UGAAAUAUGGCGACUGCGAUUUGAAAUCACAAAAUAUUUUUUUUAACUUCAAAAAAAGGUACCGAGAUAAAAUUGAAAAUAUUGUAAGAAGGUUUUAUGUUAAAAUUCAAGCGUCUAAUUUUAGCGGCCAUAAAGUUCCAGGAGCGGAGGACCACUCUUGUAUCUUCAGUACAUAUUAUUCGACGGACUUGCUCUUCCGUAGUGUCUUCUGACGAAUUUUUGGAUAAAAUGUCUGGAAAAUCCAUGCCAAAAUGGAUACAGCCGGAAGGGAAUGGGGAACUUAAACUUUACAACAGUCUCACUCGUGAGAAGAAUGUGUUUGUACCACAGAAAGGCAGAAGAGUGUUUUGGUACAGUUGCGGGCCUACAGUGUACGAUGCAUCUCACAUGGGACAUGCAAGGUCUUACAUCACUUUUGACAUUUUACGAAGAGUACUUCAAUCUUACUUUAACUACGAUGUGUUUUAUGUGAUGAAUAUAACAGACAUUGAUGACAAGAUUAUCUUCAGAGCAAGGCGAAACCACCUGUUAGAGAAGUACAUCGAGGGGGCAAACCCUCCAGACAAAAUAUUAGAUGAUGUGAACUCUGCAUUGGGGCCAUAUUCUGCCAAAAUGGACAGUACCACAGAUGCAGACAAGAAAAAUAUGUAUUUUAAAAUUAUUGAAAAAGUGAAAUUGUGUCAUUCAAGAUUAAAAGAACUACUAACAACAAACAGCAGCUCUGAUGAAGUUGUCAGAUCAGCAACUCAGGAGUUGUUGCGUCAGGCAAGUGAACCUCUAUCAGCCUGGCUAGACUCUCAAUUUGGAUCAGAUGUGACAGACCACAGAAUAUUUGCAAAGCUCACCCAGCACUGGGAGGAUGAAUUUCACAAAGACAUGGAAGCUCUUAAUAUCCUUCCAGUGGAUUGUUUAACACGAAUCACACAGUAUGUGCCUGAGGUGGUAACAUUCAUUCAAAGAGUUAUGGACAAUGGAUACGCGUAUGAAUCAAAUGGCUCUGUGUAUUUUGACACCAUUAAGUUUGGCUCUGGUGGUAAGCAUGCAUAUGCAAGGUUGGUACCUGAAGCAGUGGGUGAUCUGGAUGCAUUGGCAGAGGGAGAAGGAGAACUAAGUCAAAACCCAGGAGACAAGAAAUCUGAACGUGACUUUGCACUGUGGAAAGCCAGUAAACCAGGUGAACCUGCUUGGGACUCUCCUUGGGGAAAGGGCCGACCAGGAUGGCAUGUAGAAUGUUCUGUGAUGGCAAGUGAGGUUUUAGGUAGCUCCAUUGACAUUCACACGGGUGGAGUGGAUUUGAAAUUUCCUCAUCAUGACAAUGAGCUGGCACAGUCUGAGGCACAUUAUGGUGUGUGCCAGUGGAUACAUUAUUUCCUCCAUGCUGGUCAUUUAACGAUAGAAGGAUGUAAAAUGUCCAAGUCUCUGAAGAAUUUCAUUACAAUCAAGGAAGCAUUGGCAAGAAAUUCUGCCAGACAAAUUAGACUUGCCUUCCUUCUUCAUGCCUGGAAUGCUACUCUGGACUACAGCGAGAAUGUGCUUCGUGAAGCUGAACAGACAGACAAGCUAUUUAACGAUUUCUUCUUGAACGUAAAGGAUAUUCUUAGGAGACCAGAGGACACAACACCAUCAGCGCACAACUAUCAUGAGUUGGAGAAAGAUCUCCAGGACAAGUUCCUCGGUAAAAAGGCGGCAGUCCAUGAAGCUCUCUGUGAUUCAAUCGACACACCCAGUGCACUUCGACACAUGCAAGAACUUGUGAAACUAACGAACAUCUACAUUAGCGGCAAAAAGGAGAAAAAAGAAUCUUCAAAUCACCAGCUCUUGGAAGGAAUUGCUAAGUAUCUGACUCACAUGCUAAAGAUUUUUGGAGCAAUCGAUGAGGAACAAGCCAUUGGUUUUCCAGUCGCUGGAAAAUCUGCUGCAGCUAAUCAUGAAGAAGUUGCCAUGCCGUAUGUCCAGCUACUUGCUGAUUUUAGAGAAGAAGUCAGGAAUGUUGCGCGGGACGAAAAAGUAACUAAAAUCCUUCAAGCAUGCGACAGGUUAAGAGACGACAGUUUGCCAGAACUCGGAGUGAAGCUUGAAGACGUGGAAGGUGACCACGCAGUGAUAAAGUUUGUGGACAAAGAAACGUUAUUGAAGGAAAAACAGCAACAGUUAGAGGAACAAGAGAAGAAGCGGAAACAGAAGGAGGAAGCCAAAAAGAAGUUGGAAGCGGAAAAGGCUGCAAAGGAAGCAAAAGCUAGAAUUCCACCGUGGGAAAUGUUUAAACACGAAACAGAAAAGUAUUCUAAAUUUGAUGAACAGGGAGUUCCUACCCAUGAUCAUACGGGAGAGCCACUGAGUGGCAAACUGAUCAAAAAAUUGAAGAAAAUGUACCAACAACAAGAGAAACUGUAUAAUUCUGUUGGGGCUGGCCAGGCAGCAAAUGGUUCCACAGAAAACUAACGUGACACUAAAAUUUAACUGAAUUGUAAGACCUAGUGAUACAAUUGAAAUAAAAGGCAUAAUGAGUUUUGAGUUU